Messenger RNA from Colossoma macropomum (tambaqui), 778 nucleotides. It is a transcript of the gene lgals2a, whose product is annotated as lectin, galactoside-binding, soluble, 2a. NCBI's taxonomy places the organism in Eukaryota, Metazoa, Chordata, Actinopteri, Characiformes, Serrasalmidae. The record is from RefSeq and is a predicted model, not a curated record. Bases 96 to 500 code for a protein of 134 amino acids. Gene Ontology annotation, molecular function: carbohydrate binding; laminin binding; galactoside binding. The transcript is spliced from 4 exons.
CCUUCUCCGGCGCAGUUUAAAGGCGUCCAACAGCGCAUGAGGGUCUCCUCCUCAGGCAGUUUACCGCUCAGCACUCAGCUAACAGAGAAGAAACCAUGAGCGCUGUGGUCGUGGAGAACAUGUCCUUUAAGGUGGGGCAGACCCUGACCAUCACUGGGGUCCCCACCGCCGAUUCCACCAAUUUUGCUAUCAACAUUGGGAGCGGCGCGGAGGAACUGGCCCUGCACAUGAACCCUCGCUUUGAUGCCCACGGUGACCAGCGCGCGGUGGUCUGUAACUCCUACCAGGGGGGCAGCUGGUGUCAGGAGCUCAGAGAGGGGGGCUUUCCCUUUAAUCAGGGCGAGGAGUUUCAGGUAAAGGUCACAUUCACCAAUGAGGAAUUCACCAUCCAUCUGCCGGAUGGGUCCGAGAUCCAUUUCCCCAACCGCCCGGGCGCUGAGAAGUACAGAUACUUGAAGUUUGAGGGCGAAGUCAGAAUCCGAGGCAUCGAGAUCAAGUAGACCCGUCAUAGAUGUUCCUGCAAUGUUCCGUAUUCCCAUCAGUGCAUCUGCUGCCUUAGCUGUGUUCUUAUCCUAAACCACUAGAGGGAACAUGACUGCAGUAAAACGACUAGCGUUUCUCCAGAGAUGCUGGUGAAAGAAUGAAAAAGGCGUCUUUCAUUUCCAGAGCUUUUCCUCACAGCCUUUAACAUCAUGUGCUAAAGCCAUUUCAGAUACAAAGCAAUGUCAUUCGAAAAGUUUUGUAACUGCAGCUGAAUUAAAAGAUCUGUGGCAAACGA